Scaptodrosophila lebanonensis is the source of this 3291-nucleotide messenger RNA. RefSeq lists its product as uncharacterized. The record is from RefSeq and is a predicted model, not a curated record. NCBI's taxonomy places the organism in Eukaryota, Metazoa, Arthropoda, Insecta, Diptera, Drosophilidae. Bases 1 to 3291 code for a protein of 1096 amino acids. The transcript has 4 exons.
AUGCCUACAACUCUGGUCUCUCGUCUCUCGUCUCUGUUCUCUGGUCUCUUCCGGCACAGCAUCGCUGCUAUGUGGCCCAAACUACAAGUGCUAACAGCGGCAUCUGUCAUUGGCAUCUGUCUGCUGGCCACGACAGUAACGCCCACGACAGCUCCGGCAUUGACGACGUCGACGAGGCUGCCAGUGCCGCUGCAGCCGCCCACGGGGCCCCAGAAUGUGACAAGCACAACUAUCCGAGCGGAGGAAGUGGAGCUGAAGCGGAGGCUGCAUCUGAAGGCGAUGCUAGAGCCAGUCAGCUUGAGUGACAGCGCCAAGGAGCUUAAUAAGCAGGCCGAGCGGCAGAGCGAGCCCGUCGACGACUUGCACUAUGGCAGCGAGUUGGGGGAGCCGCAGGAGCCGGAGGAGCCGGCGGAGCAGCAACUCGAGCAUGACGAAACAACAGAGUCAUUUGUGGGCGUGCCCGGCUUUCUGCCCACAGUCCUGCCAGCCACCACAAAACUGCCACCAACUAAUGGCCAUGGUUACAUACAAUUCGAUGUUAACGAUGAACAGCAGCAAGGGCGGAGGGCGCCCAGCAAGAGUGCAGCCAAAAAAGCCACCGUGAACGAGGUGCUCUACAAUCUCUUCCCCAAUGGCUUCUCGGAUAUCUUUCGCUUCAGUUAUCCGGCUGAAACCCCAUCAUCAAGCAGCAGUACAAGUACCACGGCCACCACCACCACAGAACUCAUCGAUGCGGUGCAAGGCACGACCAUUGCCUCCCAGGCAACGGCGGCCACUACACCACCAGAUUCGGCCAAGAAUCAAACCUAUUACAGCUACCAAACCACGGUGACCAAGGAGUAUCGUCGCGAACUGCGCCCCGGACACACGCAAAUUGUGGUCGAGAAGAUAGCGCGCUUGCCUCGUCAGCAUUUCAAGCAGAGCAGCAGCAGCAGCAGCAGCAGCAAUCACAUCUCCCAGGAAGAGCUUCUUCGCAUUAACCGCGCAGCCGUUGCGGCUCCAGUUCUGCCCACUUUGUUGCUGCCACCCAACGAUGAUAACGAUACGUUGAUGGCAGCCGAAAGCGCUCCCAUUGUGAUUCUGGGCGAGCACGAGGCCGAGUUGGAAGACAACCAGAGCAUUGAGGAUAAUCAGAUUGCUGAGUCGCAGAAUCUGGGGCAGCAGAUCUAUCAUCGGCGUCUGCCACCACCUUCCCCAUCUGGUGGCAUUGAGAGCUAUCGCCAGCAGCAUGGCCCCGGACAGGAACAACAAAUCAAUGUGCACAUUGUCCACGACCAGUCGCUGGCCAAGGCACAAGAGACGGCAGAGCACAGUGCGCCACAAGCUUUGGAUCACUAUCAGGCGCACAGCGAACAGCAUUUUCAGCAGCGCCAUCAGACAGCUGAGGCGCCAUCGCGUCAGUUUCUCAAGACCUUCAAGCCAAUAAUCUCGGGUGCAGCUGAUGGUCCCAUACCCAAAGGCUCAUUCCACUACGAGGUCAACAGUCCGCCACAACUGUUGCCUACGCGUCCGCAAUCAGAAGCUGAUUAUGCUGGACCAUAUGUGCGUCCAGCUGCUCAGUUGGCCUAUCAGCGGGAGCUGAGCCAUGUCCUGCAGCAGCAGCAGUCGCAGCCAACACAUCGGCAGCCCCCAGCUCAGCUACAUACUCAAGCGGUUGCGUCUGCUAAGCCAGACGCACCCAUUGACUAUCAGGGCUAUGGUGGUCCCACGCCAGCAACUGCCACCCCCAGCAGCCUGCUCUUUGUCACACUGAACACGCCUCAUGCAGCGCCUGGCCCGCCAGCGCAGCAGAAGCCCCUGGAGCACCCCUCACUCCUAAUUCCAAGUCCUCAUGAAUAUGUCUCGGAAGCCGCUGCCGAACCCUCUCAGCAACACGAACAACACGCUCCUCCCCCGCCCAUUUCCGCUAAGCUACAAGCCGAGGUCAAACCCAACCACUACACAUUUGUUGAGGUGCAGAAAUCGGUCAACAUCCACAACAAGCUCAUCACCGAGAAGGAUGGUCAACUGGUGGAGCAGCAUGAGACUAUAUAUCAUCCGCCGCCCUAUCAACAGAACCAUUUAUCGGUUGACUACAGUCCCAAGAACUUCGUAACUGCUAGUGCCCCUCCGGGUCCGCCAUCGACGCCUGCGCCUCCCCACAACUAUGUCUCGCUGGCUGCCAACCCCAUACACGUGCAGCAUGUGGAGUACGAUAGCUCGCCACAGGAAGGCGCCAUCUCACAUUCUACAAUUCAUUUGGAAACAGGCUCUCAUCACGCAUCCUCCCCACAUUAUUCCCAUUCCCCUCAACCAGUAGCCAUUGUGGAGAAGCUGGUGCCUCAGCCGCAGCCCUACGCUGUUUCCGUCGAGAAAGUCGUUGAUCGUCCGGUGCCCAUCAAUCAGGUUGUCGAGAAACACGUUGCCGUACCCUAUGCCCAUCCCGUUCCUGUACCAGUCCAUGUGGAACACUAUGUGGAUCGCCCCUAUCCCGUACAAACUAUAGUCGAACAGCCCGUCCCUUAUCCCUACCCCGUGGAGACAGUGGUGGAGAAAAUCGUUGAGAAACACGUACCUGUCGAGGUGGAGCGCAUUGUGGAGAAGCCGGUUGAGGUGGAGAAAAUUGUCGAAAAGUUUGUCGACCGCCCCAUGGCCAUUCCCAUUCAUGUGCCAGUUGCCAUUCACAUGCCUAUCUCAGCAGGACCCUCCCUCGGACCCUUUAGUUAUGCACAGCAUCCCAAUUCCCUUCUGCCCUGGUCGCACUCCUCCGCAGUGGCCCAUGUGCCGCCCAAGGUGCUCCAAAACUAUUACACGCGCAUGCUCAAGAAACUGUUGCCUCAGCUGACUGCCAGCAAGACCAAGGCCAGCACUGUCACUGCUCCUGCGCCUGCUCCUGCGUCCCAGCCUCCUACGAAACCACUGCGAGGAGACGCCCCCAAGGUGGCCACCUUCAGUCUGGCCGACAUGCGCUUCGAUCUGCGUCCUCCACCGCCACCGCCGGGAUCGCCUUGGCUGCAGAGCUCACGAUACAUCUACAACACGCUGCCAGCGGACUUGGCCACGGCAGCCGCCUCGGCGUCUGCGCAAAUGGUCAAGUCGUACAUCGGUCCCGUGCCAGCAACCAGCGCCACAAAAAGCAAUGAGUUCGACGAAUUCCAGCGCUGGCGCAACGGACACACACUUAAGCGCAGUCCCGACUUUGGUCGCAAUCUAAACAUACAGUAUGGCUUCAAGCCCCCACUGGUACCCUCUGUGGAGAUCGACGACAAGGGCAACCCGCUGAAGCAGACGCAAGCGGAGACGGAGAUGUAG